AUGACAUCAUUUGAUAUUGAGUUCACGAAGGUGUAUAAUUAUCAAUCACUUUUCAACAAAGUUUUGAACAAGCGUUUGAAAUAUGUUCUUAAUAUCAAUCUAAUAUUGUCUUUCAUUCUAGCAUUAAUAUAUGAAUUUAUGCCCACGGCGAAUUCAAACUCGGAUACCAGUCAUUCCAUUUGGCAAAGCAUUCCUGUAUUAAUAUGCGUUAAAAUUCCAAUCAUUUUUUGCACUUUAAGUAUAAUUCGUCAAGUCCGUAAACAAUUUUUGAUAGUUGAAUAUUCUCAUCAUAAAACAUUGGGAGCACAAAUCUAUUAUUCAAUUUUAUCAUUCCAAUUUUUGAUCAAUUGGUUAGGGUAUUUUGUAUCUAGUUGGCUAAUAUUCGGUGUGGUGAUAUUUUCCACCCUGAAAUUAAAAUUCAACUUGUCAGAUUAUUAUAUAUUAUCCAAAGAGUAUCGUCAACAUCCGAUAAUUAACGAUCAAUGGGUUUAUUAUUGGUAUAAUCCUGUUUUCAUUUCAUUUUUUUAUACUUGCAAUCAAUUGAUCUUUCAAAGACAACGUUUGAAUUUUGAAAUUGGGCAUACUAGAAAUAAACCUCAAAACUAUUUGUUCAAGCAUCUCCCUAUUUUGUUGGGUAAUUCUUUGGGAUUGAAUUUGUUUGUGAUAUCGUUAACUCCUAUAACUUAUUGGUUAGUCAAAUAUUAUAUUUAUAAAAGUUUCAUUUUGAUCAUAUUGAUUUUCAGAUUGGAUAGUAAUAUUAUCCCUAAGAAUAAUACUAAUUGGAUAACAUAUUUACAGUUGAGCUAUUUAUCAUUUUUCAUUAUCUUGAGUUGGGAAAUUGUCAAUCAUGUUUUCAAUGUAUAUUCGACUAUUGGAUGUCUUGAUGGAAAUAAACCAAUUUCAAGCUACAGUGCCGAUCCACUCAAUUGUUUAUUAUCAGGGUUACGUGAUGUGGACCCGAACUAUCAAUUGAGUAGGUUGGCAGCUUUCCAAGAAUUGGCAUAUUUAUCAACUAGUUCAGAUAAAGAGGCCCUCAAAUUGCGUUUGAAAAUUUUUAGUUUUCGUUCCAAGAAACUGAAUGCUUGGUCUUCAUUAUUGGAAGAGUGUGCAUUAGUAAUAAAGGAAACUACUGAUAGAAUCAAUUAUCGAAGUACUAGUGAUUUGAAUGCAUUAAAGAGUUUAGAGAUUACUGGACUUAAAGGCAAUAUCAAUAAUUACAGUAAUAACAAACAGAAUUCAGAUAGCUUAUUUGGGAACUCGUUUAUUAAUACUAGUCCUAUUGAUAAAAAGUCGCUGGAAUUAAUCAAAAAAUAUCAAUCUGAUACAUCUUCCACUACUGGGGCUAAAAAGAAAUCCAAUAAAGUGCAAGGAUUCUUUUCAUCAAUUCAACUUUUUGUCUCACAACUUUUUGGAAAUUUACAAAAAACAAUUGGCGACACCAAUCAAUUGCAAGAAAAAUUUACUAAACUGUUUAAUUUCAAAGACUAUUUGCAGAUUUAUCAGAACUACAAGGAUAAAUUCUUACAAACCUAUAUUGGGGUAUUCUUCAGAAUCACAAUAAAAAGAGACAACGAAUCAAGGAUAAUCAACCCCAUCAAUUUCUGCAACUCGGUUAUUGCUAUAUCAAACUUGUUACAAUAUUCAAUCGAAGAGGACAAAUAUGUUAUAAUUAGUAAUGAUGACGUUUGUAAAGUUUUAAAUUUACUUGAAAAACCAAUCAGAGCUACAACAAACUAUAUUGAUUAUUUACCAGCAUCGGUUUAUGUGCCGCAAAAUUCUCAAACUAAAAAACAUAGCUGUUUGAUGGGGAAAUUACACGAUUUGUCUAUGCAUGAAUUCUAUGAAAUCUGUAUUCGCUUUAAUGGGAAAUUGAAUGAUUUGAUAUUAACACCAAGAACUUAUAAAUUGGUGAAAUGGGUGAUUGAUAAAGAAAUUGCUAUUCAGCAAGAAAUUCAAAAACAAAAACACCAAAAGAUAAAUUUAAAAUGA
This is a messenger RNA of Candida dubliniensis CD36, 1989 nucleotides long. RefSeq lists its product as uncharacterized. The transcript has a single exon. Gene Ontology annotation, cellular component: nuclear pore transmembrane ring; spindle pole body. NCBI's taxonomy places the organism in Eukaryota, Fungi, Ascomycota, Pichiomycetes, Serinales, Debaryomycetaceae. Gene Ontology annotation, biological process: nuclear pore organization; spindle pole body localization. Bases 1 to 1989 code for a protein of 662 amino acids. Gene Ontology annotation, molecular function: spindle pole body-nuclear membrane anchor activity. The record is from RefSeq and is a predicted model, not a curated record.